GGCGCUCAAUCGAGGGAUACCCCCAUCUCUUCUGUCCUCUUCCUAGUACGCGCGGUGUUUUUGUGCUUCGAUUUUUGCUCAGGAGGAUAGCGGAGAGUUGAGGAUCACGCAGGCUCGUUGAUACUCUAGUUGUGGGUGGGAGCAUAAUGGCGCAUGGUCACUUCAAAUGAUGCCCUGGGCGGAAUUAGUCUCUGGGGUUUAUGUGUUCCUGUUCUUUACUCUGUUCCCGUUAGCUGUCGUUUUUUGUUCUCUCCUUCAUUUUUUCGAGCGAGAUUGACCAACCAACCUGUGAUUCCCCUACUGUUUCUCACUCGUUCUUGUUCAUGUUCUAUCAGUCUUGGGGCUCGGCUCUUGUCUUUAUUACUUUUGCUGUACCAUGGUUGCCAAGGAGUGGCCGGUGAAGGUGUAAAUAACUGUGGCUCUGCUAUACUGCCAAUCAUACAUACCUCCAACAGUGCAAUCUGCUCUCAUGUGCAUUGUAUCUCAGCUAAGCUAUAUCUGUAUACUUUCUCUACAAGAAACAUGACAAUACACAAGCCAAGCAAUAACCCAAAAUAGAACCAAAACAACAAAAAUCCCUCUCUCCCUCACCGACAACCCCAAAGACUCAGCACAUGAACGAUUUCCCGGGGGAGAACCCCCGGACCCCCUUCUUUUCAACCUCCCCAA
This is a messenger RNA of Aspergillus uvarum CBS 121591, 669 nucleotides long. RefSeq lists its product as uncharacterized. NCBI's taxonomy places the organism in Eukaryota, Fungi, Ascomycota, Eurotiomycetes, Eurotiales, Aspergillaceae. The transcript has a single exon. The coding region runs from base 154 to 558 and encodes 134 amino acids. The record is from RefSeq and is a predicted model, not a curated record.